UUUCAUUUGCAAAUAAAUUACUAUUGUUUUGAUUUAGAGAGGAACGAAGAUUGGAUCGUACUGACUACCAUGGCUGUGAUCUCGCAUAGGCAACGGUGAUCACGUGCCACAUUCCAUUCUUGCGAUCGCUGAGAGUGACUGGCCGUUGCCUGAAAGACUGAGGACUUCGAAAAUUGACCCAGGAAGAGCUCGCGGGAUUACCACGAAAAGAAAAAAAUACUGUUCCUUUGAACGACUUGGACACCCCAGCUCUUCUGAACUAAACACGGUCUUUUUCCUGUUCGCGGGUUGUAUAAAGGCAACGCCAGCAUUAAACAGAUCGCGUAUUCAAAAAUAUACCAUAAAAAUAUAAAAGUAUGCGGACUAUGUUGCAGAACACCAGCUGAUAGACGAGUAUUCGCGUUUCCUGAGCGAAAUCUGCGAUGGCUCCAAUUGACCCGCUGCAGCUGCUAAAGGCACUGUCUCCUCUGCUGUCGCCGGAAGGUGGCAUCAGGAGUUCCGAUGAAGUGUCCAGGUUGUCUAGCCUUAUGAAAAAGUUUUCACGUAAGCUGGUGAGCCGGUGCAUCUACUGCAAUGUGCUGCGCGCUACCUCGCCAGACAUCUUGGAGGUGUUUCUGGAGCUGGAUGGCUGGUCUACAAUUCACAUGUGGCUGCAAGAAGCUAAGACUGCUGAGAACAUGCCAUUCCUCUGUGAGCUGCUUAAGCUGUGCCAGAUUCUUCCCAUGUCACUGGAACGAUUGAAAGAGAACAGCAGUCCUAAACUUAUUAAGAGUCUGAUGAAAAGCAGCGAUGAAAAUGUGCGUUUAACAGCUGAGAAAGUUGUUAGUGGCUGGAUGAAGCUGAUCAAGGGCGAUUCCAAGGAGGCUGUCAAGCCAGCCCGGGAGGCAGACACCACGGUCAAGAAAAAGAAGAAGUCGUCAUCAGCAUCUGCGAAUACUCCAAAGGCGGCUCCUGUGAAGAAGGAUCGCUCAAAGGGUUCCAUAGAUGAGUCUAGCAGUGAAAAUAGUAAUACGUCUUGUGGCACACAUGGCCCUUCUAAAAGUCCUUCAUCCAGUGGAUCCUCUGAAAAGGAGACCACUUCAACACUGAAGGAAGUGCCAGCUAAGAAGCCUAAAGUUGCUGAUCGUCCGAAGACAGUGAAGACCUUUCAAACACGAUUCCGAUCUACAGGCCUAGAGGAGGCACCCCUGCCACCACCCACAAAAGCAGGCACCAAGAAAGUGAGUCGGCCAGCUGUUGAUAAAAAUGCAGUUCUGUCGGCACGGCAAAGGCUUGCUCCAACGGUACAUGCUGAGAGAAGGGUGAAGCCUUCAAGUCUUGUAUCCAUGGGUGGGGAUGGACGUGACACGGCAGGCCCUGGAAUUCGGCUCAUUGCACCAAAACCUGUUCAUGUACUGCACGAGGAUGGCGGAUUCAUGGAUGCUCUCACAGCAGCUCCUGCACCAUCGACCACAACAGCAGCACGGCGUAAGCGCAAGCCUUCUGGUGCCGCCACAGCUGCGGGCCCUGGAGGUGGCAAGAAUGCUGCUUCCAGUUCUCCCACCAGCCCCACGCCUGCUGCGCCGAAGUUCCAAUUCUACAAGGACACACUAGAGACUGCAGAGGCUGCAGGGGAAGCGGACAGCGAGAAGACAAAAGAAGCCGCAAAGACAGAAGAGGAGGAGGAGGAGGAGGAUGAUAUUGGAAAGAGAGUGAAGCGGAGGAAGAGGGGACAGGCCACAGCAGCAGUUGAAGGCAAGUCUGAUGGAGAAGGUAUUGAAUCCCCAGAGAGGGAGGAUUCGCCACCAACUCCAACAGCUACAGGAGAGGAAGAAGGGACAACAAGCGAAGGCCAGGAGGGGGCAGCAAAGGCUUCAGAAGGGGACAGCAAAGAAGAAAUUGCUAACAAGGAAAAUGAAGGUGAAGAGAAGAGCAGUGAGGUUGAUGUACCAUCAUCAGACAGGCCAACUUCAAUACUUUCAAUGACAAGAAAAAAGACCAAGAAGUCUGUGCGCUGGGUGGAAGAAAGCAAACUGAAGCAGUUCCACUACUUCGAGCUUGAUGAGACUGAAAGAGUGAAUGUUAAUAACCUGCACAACUUUGGUGACAUGAAGACCCUAGAAAUGAAGCGUGAGAGGCAAGCAGUUGAGACAGCUCGUAGGCUGAUGGGCGACCGUAUGGAGGAGGCCAUUCCAUUUCGACCACCUCGGCGGUUGACACUGCCUGAACCUCUUGCUGAGCCGGGUGCCAACAGCCAGGAAAAGGAAAUACAGAAGCUUCGGCAGCAGAAGACAUUGCAGGAAAUCUAUUUCUCAAAAGAAAUGAUUCCAGACUCUGCAUAUGAACCUGACCCCGAACAACUGUCUUCACAAGAGCCGAAGCUUAUCCCACUUGAAGAUGAAAACAGCCCGGGAGGUACAUUGGACUACUCGCACAUGGAGCUUCCCAAAUCCAGCAGCCUGCCACCUAUCUUGUCAAAUCUGGUGCUCUCCAUAGCUUCCAAGGGUCAGCAGCCUCAAGGAAGUGCCCCUUCACACCAGGGGGUGCAGCAGCCGCCGCUUCAGGGUGGCCUCCUACAGGGACCAUUCCAGGGUGGUGGUCCCAUGCAGCAGCAGCAGCAGCCACAGCAGCAGCAGGGAGCCCUCCUCCAAAACUUGGCUGGCCUGCAUCCUGGCAGUGGCCAGAUUGCGGCCGACAUUCAGCAGCAACAGACACUGGCCAUGAUGGGUGUAAUAGGCCCAGAUGGAGUGCAGGCUGGGAUGCACCCAGGAGGCAUACCUAUGGGAGGAGACCCCAACGGGCCGCCUUUCAUGCAUGGCAACUCCAUGCAAAACCCAGGCAUCGGAAUGAUCGGUCCUCCAAUUGGCAUUGGUGGAGCUGCAGGCUUCCCCAUGGGAGCUGGUGGUCCAAUGCACCCCCACAGUGCAGGGGCCAAUGCCGGGGACUGGGGCAUGAUGCACCCUGGCAUGCCUCAGGAUGGGGCAGAGUACUACAGCCGAGGGCAUCAUCCAGGCAUGGGUGGUCCACACAUGGGCAUGGUAGGACCACCAAUGGGAGCCGGUGGUGUAGGGGGCCCGCACAUGAUGGACAUGCCUCGUGGAGGACCACCUCAUGGAAGAAACUCUCGCAUGAGAAACCAUCCACCCCGUGUACCCUGCAAGUACUACAUGACCUCACAGUGCCGGUUUGGUGCAAGCUGUUCAUUUUUGCAUCCUGGUGUGAAUGGACCGCCACUGCAGUGAUUCAAGAACAUGCUCACUUAAGUGUCACAUUGUGCAAAUCUCGGUGUAUAUAGGUGCCUGUAUAAUGUGUAAAUAGGUUCACAAACAAUGUUCAAUAUGAAAAAUAGUGAAAAAGUGGUGCUUAUUUAUUUCCAACCCUCAUUGUUUCAUUUGUGGAUGAUGCAUCCUGAGAAAUCACGGAAGUUGUGGCUGAUGGCUGCUUGUGUGACUGUAAAUAACAGCAUGUAUUUUGUAUAUACAUUUUCGUGCCACUAUAAGUUUAUCAUGCAUCAUAAAUUCAAUGUGUACAUACUUGUAGAUAUGCGCAGACAAAAUCAUAUGUAAAUAUUGCAAACUUUUCUAAAUGAAUUAAAAAUGUUGAUUUUCGUA
Molecule: messenger RNA, 3590 nt
Organism: Dermacentor albipictus
Lineage: Eukaryota; Metazoa; Arthropoda; Arachnida; Ixodida; Ixodidae
Product: serine/threonine-protein phosphatase 1 regulatory subunit 10-like
Cellular component (GO): nucleus; PTW/PP1 phosphatase complex; chromatin
Molecular function (GO): metal ion binding; protein phosphatase 1 binding
Source: RefSeq, a predicted model, not a curated record